Messenger RNA from Struthio camelus australis, 1113 nucleotides. NCBI's taxonomy places the organism in Eukaryota, Metazoa, Chordata, Aves, Struthioniformes, Struthionidae. The record is from RefSeq and is a predicted model, not a curated record.
UUUGUCGGAGGUGGCUCGCUACGCGUUUGCGACCGCCAGGCCUCGGCUGGCUGUGCAGGCGCUGGCAGCGGGCCCCAUCUGCUCGCUUGCACCCGUCCCGGGGUCGCUGGCCGGAGUUUGCUCCCUCCCUCCCUCCUUCCUUCCUUCCUUCCUUCCUCUCUGGUACCCGUUGUAGGCAGUGAAAGGCGCUAGAUGGCACCACACUUCGCGCUAGCGGGGUUUGAGGCACCAAGCUGGCAGAUGACAGCACGCGUGGCUACGGGGAGAGCUGCCACAGGAUGGUCUGCUCUUCUGCGCGCCAGCCUCUCAGUCAAAAACAGGGGGAGCUGAGGACCGGGGCAGCUGUACAGCAGAAACAAAUGGGCUCUUUUAAGUUUGUCUGGUUUUACAAGCUCCCUUCGGGGAGGACCUAGCACAACAGGUUUUCAUAGUCUCUCAAUCUGGGGGCUCCAAAACUAUUCCUGAUGCCGUGGCCUACCCUACAGAAGGAACUCCAGUCUCUAGGCAAUAGUUGGGGUUUGUUUGUUUGUUUGUUUGUUUUACUUUCCGUUUUCAGGUUUUGCAUGACCAAACUCUUGCCCCUGGUGUGUGCAAGCCGCGGGUUGAAAGCUGCUGUUGCAAGGAAGCCCGAUCCUGCAAGUCUCACGUGAUGAAUGAAAUGGAGGUCCAGGCAGAUGGGACAGAUGGAAACUGUGUCACAUUUGUGUUGCAUGAUGAGGAUCACACACUUGGCAACUCCCUCCGAUACAUGGUCAUGAAGAACCCGGAUGUGGAGUUCUGUGGUUACUGCAUCACUCACCCCUCUGAAAGCAAGAUUAACUUCCGGAUCCAGACUAGGGGGGCCCUUCCUGCCAUUGAGCCAUUCCGAAAAGGGCUGAACGACCUGAUGGGUGUUUGCCAGCACGUGCUCAACACCUUUGAGAGGAGCAUGAGGGAAUACAGGGCCCAGAGGGAGGAAGAGAUGCAGUAGCAUCUGGAGAUGGCAGUCCCCCAUGGAUAAUGUGUGUAGUGUGUGCGUGUUGAAUUCCCCAUGUCAAGAGUUUUUUGUUGUUUUUUUUAUGACCGCUUUGAAGCAAACUUGUAUUUCCUCUAAUAAUAAAAUUUGAAGUGUGA